Molecule: messenger RNA, 1677 nt
Organism: Mucor velutinosus
Lineage: Eukaryota; Fungi; Mucoromycota; Mucoromycetes; Mucorales; Mucoraceae
Exons: 3
Coding region: 1-1677 (558 amino acids)
Biological process (GO): heme biosynthetic process
Cellular component (GO): mitochondrion
Molecular function (GO): pyridoxal phosphate binding; 5-aminolevulinate synthase activity
Source: RefSeq, a predicted model, not a curated record
AUGGAGAUCGCUUUGAUGCAAGCAAAGAAAUCUUGCCCAUUCAUUCAUGUGGCAUCCGCCUCCUCUCUUCGUAGACUUACGACUGGAAGCAGUGCUAGCCAAGCCAUGAGCCCUUUGAUGAACAAGGCCAAGCAAUGCCCCAUCAUGAGCAAAGCUAUCCAAUCUCGCUCCAUUUCAACCUCCAGUGUUGUAUCUCAAUCUCCUUCCAAGCCCGUAAAGGCAACUGCUGUCACCAAUCAUGGCCAGGGUCCCAUCCCCGCUGCUGCCACUGCUGUUUCUCAUCAGACCAAGAAGCAUUUCGAUUACGAAAGCUUCUAUCAGGAGGAAUUGGACAAAAAGCACAAGGAUAAAAGUUAUCGUUAUUUUAACAACAUCAACCGUUUGGCCCAAAAGUUCCCUCGUGCCCACACCGCUCGUGUCACCGAUGAAGUGACCGUAUGGUGUGCUAACGAUUACUUGGGCAUGGGAAGAAGUCCUGUAUUGACUGAUACAAUGAAGCGUACUUUGGAUCGCUAUGGCGCUGGUGCUGGUGGCACUCGCAACAUUGCAGGAAAUGCUGAUCUUCAUUUGCGUCUUGAGUCCGAAUUGGCUGAUCUCCAUCACACAGAGGGCGCGCUCGUCUUCUCCUCAUGCUACGUUGCCAAUGAUGCUACGCUCUCUACACUCGCUUCUAAGCUACCUGGCUGUGUCAUCUUCUCUGAUGCCUUGAACCACGCUUCCAUGAUUCAAGGUAUGCGCCAUUCAGGUGCUCCCAAGAAGAUUUUCCGUCAUAAUGACAUGGAGCAUCUUGAACAACUCUUGCAAUCUGUUGACCCCAGCGUCCCCAAGAUUAUUGCUUUUGAAUCUGUCUACUCCAUGUGUGGCUCCAUUGGUCCUAUCCGUAAGAUUGUUGAUUUGGCCAAAAAAUACGGUGCCAUCACCUUUUUAGAUGAAGUCCAUGCUGUCGGUAUGUACGGUCCUCGCGGUGCUGGUGUCGCUGAGCAUCUCGAUUACGAUUUGAAUGCUGCCAAUCCUACUAUGGGCAAUGGAAGUAUCUUGGAUGAGAUCGAUAUCGUUACUGGUACUUUGGGUAAGGCCUACGGCGUUGUAGGUGGCUACAUUGCUGGUUCUGCAUACCUUGUUGACAUGAUCCGUUCUUAUGCUCCCGGCUUCAUCUUUACUACCUCUCUUCCCCCUGCUGUCGUUUCCGGUGCUAUGGAAUCUGUCAAGUAUCUCAAGGAAUCCAGUGCUGAACGUAGCCUUCAACAAAUCAACACUCGUACCGUCAAGUCUCGUUUGGGUGAUAUUGGUAUUCCCGUCAUUCCCAAUCCUUCUCAUAUUGUCCCUGUUCUUGUGGGUGAUGCUGCCGCUGCCAAGUUAGCCUCGGAUGAACUCUUGUCUGAACAUGAUAUCUACGUUCAAAGCAUUAACUACCCCACCGUCCCUGUUGGCGAGGAACGUCUUCGUAUCACUCCCACCCCUGGCCACAAUGCUCCUAUGAUCGAUGAGCUUGUUCAUUCUCUUGACAAGAUUUGGACUCGUUAUGGCUUCAAGCGUCUCGAGGAUUGGUCUGCCCAAGGAGGUUGCGCAGGUGUUGGCGUUGAUAAUGCCGUUGAGCCUACUCCCAUGUGGACUGAUAAGCAACUUGGUCUUGACAAGGUUGUUGAUAGCCAACAAGCUGUUAGCAAUACAAACUAA